AUGUACGUCCUCGCCGCCCUCACUUUCGCUUCCGCGGCCCUCGCGGUGCCCUUCCCUCUUAGAAGAGCAUACGGCACGGGUGCGCCAUCCUACCCGGCUGUUCCUACACCCGUUCCUACAUUUCCCGGUACUGCACCGACUGGCGGAUCGACAGCCUUGCCAACCGUAGUUGAACCAACAACGUCGUCGUACCAUGUUACCGUCACGUAUGCGACUAGCUCUUCGGUUCUUACGUCUGCUGUGCCAUUCCCAACAAGUCCUCUGGAGACAUCUGUCUCGUCGCUAUCUUCAUCUCUCCCUAUUUCUCAGCCGGAGCCUACGCCGUCUGUGUCUCAGCCAGCCGAUGCACCAUCUUCAUUCCCAACCUUUCCGGCUUCUUUCCCGACGUUCCCCGGAACUGCGCCGGGAACCGCACCAGGAACCGUACCUACUGGUGCUUUCCCUCAGCAGCCGGCUACCUCCCAGUACUCCGUGAGCGUCAGCUACUCCCGGACCAACCCAGGCUACCCAGUUGCCACGCCCAACUAA
Messenger RNA from Daldinia childiae, 528 nucleotides. RefSeq lists its product as uncharacterized. The transcript has a single exon. NCBI's taxonomy places the organism in Eukaryota, Fungi, Ascomycota, Sordariomycetes, Xylariales, Hypoxylaceae. The record is from RefSeq and is a predicted model, not a curated record. Bases 1 to 528 code for a protein of 175 amino acids.